Messenger RNA from Prunus avium (sweet cherry), 683 nucleotides. NCBI's taxonomy places the organism in Eukaryota, Viridiplantae, Streptophyta, Magnoliopsida, Rosales, Rosaceae. The record is from RefSeq and is a predicted model, not a curated record.
GUACAACGACUACUUGGUUCUUGUUGGAUAUCGCCUUUUACAGCCAAAACCUAACGCAAAAGGACAUUUUCCCAGUAAUGGGUUUGACACAAAAGGAUGUUGAGGUUAACGCUCUGCGAGAAAUGUUCGAGACCUCACGAGCCAUGUUUGUGAUUGCGUUCUUCGGCACUUUCCCUGGUUACUGGUUCACCGUCUUCUUCAUCGAGAAACUCGGGAGGUUCAAGAUCCAACUUGUAGGGUUCUUCAUGAUGUCUUUCUUCAUGUUGAUCAUAGGCAUCAAAUAUGACUACCUCAAGGCCCACAAGUACAUGUUUGCAACCUUGUAUGGUCUCACCUUUUUCUUCGCCAACUUUGGCCCAAACAGCACCACUUUUGUUCUUCCAGCUGAGUUGUUCCCUACCAGGGUCAGAUCCACGUGUCACGCGUUGAGUGCGGCGGCUGGAAAGGCCGGUGCCAUGGUGGGUGCGUUUGGGGUGCAGAACUAUACUUUGGGUAAAGGAACGAAGGAUAUCCAGAAGGCUAUGUUCUUCUUGGCUUUUACGAACAUGCUAGGGUUUUGUUUCACGUUCUUGGUCACUGAGACUAAAGGCAGGUCGUUGGAGGAGAUCUCUGGUGAGGAUGGCGGUGGCGAAACAACUGGAACACAGAUGACUGGUACCAAUUCAUCAUCAGUAACGAGGUAG